This is a messenger RNA of Bombyx mandarina (wild silkworm), 618 nucleotides long. RefSeq lists its product as uncharacterized. Gene Ontology annotation, cellular component: mitochondrion; respiratory chain complex I. The record is from RefSeq and is a predicted model, not a curated record. Lineage: Eukaryota; Metazoa; Arthropoda; Insecta; Lepidoptera; Bombycidae.
UGAAUUAAAUACUUAGAUUACUGCUCUUGCUAAGUAUAAACAUAGAAUUAUGUUACGAUAAAACAAACACACUAGCCCCUAAUUUCAUAUAAAAGCAAUGUAUUUAAGAAAAUUUACUCAAUUUACAUUGGUAGGCGCGCAUACAAGAAGCUUAAAAACGAUUUGUUCAUUAUUACUUAGCAAGAGCGGCUCAGAUAAUAAAUCGGGAUCAAAGGGUGUUGAAACUAACAAGGAAACGUGUCAAGAAUGUCCUUCUUGCGCCUGCCCUAGUGAUUUCAACCCAUCAACUCCAAGCAUGUACGAUUGUCGGAAAUAUGGCCACUGUUUACCUCCAAAUGAUCUCAUAACUCGGUUCGAAUGUCUUCCUAAUUUUCCAACUGGUAUAUUUCGGUGCACCACCGGUGAGACUCUUGGUAGUGGUGCUGAUAAAGGUUGCUGUUAUCAAUGUCCGGAAUAUUUCGCCUAUCAGCACAUGACUUUUUACGAUUUGCAUUUAUAUCUUAGGCCCUGCCGGAAACCUAGCGCUAAAACGGGAAGAAAACCUUGAAAACCACCAACCACACCAUUUGGAAAUGUCUUAAAUAUUAACUUUAAAUCAAUAAAUAAAUUAAAAACGUA